Cladophialophora yegresii CBS 114405 is the source of this 1737-nucleotide messenger RNA. RefSeq lists its product as uncharacterized. NCBI's taxonomy places the organism in Eukaryota, Fungi, Ascomycota, Eurotiomycetes, Chaetothyriales, Herpotrichiellaceae. The coding region runs from base 1 to 1737 and encodes 578 amino acids. The transcript has a single exon. The record is from RefSeq and is a predicted model, not a curated record.
AUGCCUCUCAAUCCGCUUUCAGAUCGGCAAUUCACUGUCGCUUAUGGCAGUGACUUGCUCAGAGCCCACAAAAUUUGUCGUGAGAACGGCAUCUUGCAAAAGCAGCUCAAGGCUUGCAUCGAACAAGUCGUUGCUUUGUGCGAGGAAGUGAGAGGUCUGGAGGCCAAAUAUACCACCGACGUCGAAGAUGAGCGUGCAGCGAGAACCCAUCUGGAAGCACAGGUGCAAACAUUACUAAAUGACGGUCAGAAAGUUGUUGCCGCGCAGCAGCAACAAGAACAACACAUUCAAGUCACCUUCGAGAGGCUUCAGAUCGCUAUCAACGAGAAAGCUGACGCAUCGGUGGUCGAAUCGCUCCAGAAUCGGGUUGAUCAGCUUCACGUCAGUUCAGUAACAGUAAAUUCCACAUUGCCGCCAGCCAGCCGUGUGUCCGAAUCAGUCCAGGUAUUGGACUCUCAGAAGUAUUACCAUCAUGAAGAACCAAGCAUUGCUGCUUGGCCCUCCGAUCGUCUCAGAGUCCAUCAAGGGCCACACGAGACUGUACCUGAUGACCUCGAUUUGGACGCGAACGCUGAGACGAUUAGCUAUGGCGGUCACCACCAAUGUCUCCAUGACAAGAACGACUCGCUGAACAUGUUGCCAGCCCCGACCGUCGAAGCCACACAGCUCGCCAGAAUCAAGUCUCUCCGCCAGAGGAGAUUUGAUGAAUGGACUACCUACUAUGAUCAAGGCCAGAGACUAUUGGAGAACUUGCCCGACAGUUUCGAGGAGACAGUCGUACGCAACUUCGUGGGCGGAAUCUUCAAAGACUCUCAUAAGAGACAAUGUCAGCAAUGGCUUGAUGCGAAUGGGUGGACGUGGGCCAACGUUACCACAUUUGGAACCUUGUGCUCACAGGUUCUGGCGAACAAUGCAAUACAUUCGGCAGGUAACACGCAUGCACUAUCCUGGCCACCAAGCCAAAUCGACGACAUACAUGACACGGCCGGCGCAAAUAACAAGGUCGGAUCCCGUACGGAUAGCAAGAAGGCCCAGAAACCAAAGACUCGGGGGGCAACAGGGGUUGAACCUUUGCGUCGGAGCCAACGUCUUCUCCAGCAUCGGUUGAACACAUCCUCCCACGAAACCCCUGUUUUGCCGUCGAUGACUUUACACCCAACGAAAGCCAUUCCCCUCAAUUCCAGCGUUGGUGCCGCCACGAAACCCGGGAUGAAGCCUGAAGCUCGAGCCAAGCUCAAGAAGAAGCCACAACCCGAGGGGCCCGCCAGCACACAAGUACAAAAGGGCCAGCAACAGCGACCUGGGAACAAUUCUGCUGAGUUUCCCAAACCUGCCAACGUCAAUCCACCGACGGAGUACACAUGGCAGUCAAAGAGCCACAGCAGCAGAAAGAGAGCAGCCGAGUCCAUCCAGGCCGUACAUCCAAGAAAGCGACUGAAAUCAAAGAGGGGAAAGUCUAGCAAACGUAAAGAUGCUAAGUUUCGGGUGCUUUCAGCAAAGUCAGAUGUGGCAAAAGUGGCAGCCGAAAGCAGCGAUGACGAGGGCUUUUUAUAUGAAGCAAAUCCCUCCGAGACCGCCGACCGCCACGAAGGAGGGGACGUUCUGAGGGACCGAACUCAUGCCGAACGUACAGGUCAUGGUGUACAACGUCAAUAUAAAACAGACAGAACGCAGAGACGGUUGCCUCUGCCGCCACCUCCGGAGAUUCCGAUUCUACCUACCACGGAUGAAGAGUAG